Ctenopharyngodon idella (grass carp) is the source of this 3839-nucleotide messenger RNA. Its product is annotated as rho-related GTP-binding protein RhoB. Gene Ontology annotation, biological process: small GTPase-mediated signal transduction. Bases 110 to 700 code for a protein of 196 amino acids. The transcript has a single exon. The record is from RefSeq and is a predicted model, not a curated record. Lineage: Eukaryota; Metazoa; Chordata; Actinopteri; Cypriniformes; Xenocyprididae. Gene Ontology annotation, molecular function: GTP binding; GTPase activity.
AGUCCGCACUGACACAUCAUGUUUAAUGUUCUGCAACACUGCUGCCUACGCAUUUGUAAGCGAUACAUUUUACGAGUUAUUCUGCUACUUUCAGUUCGUGUAACUCUUGAUGGCGAACAUUCGUAAAAAGCUGGUGGUGGUUGGGGACGGGGCAUGUGGAAAAACUUGUCUUUUAAUCGUUUUCAGCAAAGAUGAAUUUCCAGAGGUUUACGUGCCCACCGUUUUUGAAAACUACGUCGCGGACAUUGAAGUGGACACCAAACGAGUUCAGCUGGCUUUAUGGGACACGGCGGGGCAAGAGGACUACGACCGCCUUAGACCCUUGUCCUAUCCGGACACUGAUGUCAUUCUCAUGUGCUUCUCUGUGGACAGCCCGGACUCUCUGGAAAACAUCCCAGAAAAGUGGGUGCCGGAGGUGAGACAUUUCUGUCCUAAUGUGCCCAUUAUUUUGGUGGCGAAUAAGAAAGAUUUGAGGAGCGAUCACAAUGUGAGAAGUGAGCUGUCAAGAAUGAAACAGGAGCCUGUGACAACUGAGGACGGACACGCCAUGGCUGCUCGCAUCGGAGCGUAUGACUACAUGGAAUGCUCUGCCAAAACCAAGGAGGGGGUUCGGGAAGUGUUUGAGACCGCUACUCGAGCGUCCUUACAGAGGAGAUUAAGACCACCCCCUGGUUGUUUGAACUGUUGCCGACUGAUGUAAAAGACAUUAUAAUGCGUUAAGUCACAGAAUACAAUAUGUAUUGUGUCUAAAGAGUCAAUGUUUCAAUGCAAUCAAAGUAUAGCCUGAUCCACUCUAGAGAUCAAGAGGCCACCGACCGUCUUUAAAAUUUUGCUGAUUGAUGUGGUUCAUGAAAUUAGGAGUUUUAACCCACCAUUUGGCUUCAUACCUUGAGUUUGUAGACUUGGCAGUUUUUUUUUUUUUUUUUUGUGAGCAUGCUCACUGAAGAAAUGGUAUUUGCUUUCAGAAUAUGCCUCACUAAACCAUGUUUAGUAUUGAUUUCGAAAGUUACCCUGUCAAAGUUAAAGGAUUUUUAAGGACAUUUCUAUUAAAAUUUUUAACAUCUCUUAAGGAUCAUAAUAAUUCUUUAAAAAAAGAAAUAACAUCAUAAAAUGGAAUCCCCGUUAAUACACGUUAAGACAUUUUCAGUUCUUCGUUGCAUCUCAGUGUCUGAUGUAGCCUAUUUCAGUGUAUGAUUUUAUUUGAGAGGAUUCUUGUUUGAUAAUUUUAGACAGGACCACAUUAUACUGAAUUACAUGAAAAAAGUUUGUUGUGAUGUGUUAAAUAUUACCAUAUAAUGAAUGUUUCUUUUGUUAUGACACUUUUUUCUGUUAAUUUAAAGUUUGAUAAAUUGGUAAACAAAAAAUGAAAUAGAGUAGGCCUAUAAGAGCAUAGGAUAAACAAAGAUCAGAAUUGCUGUGGACAUACUAAUAUGACCGGUCAUUUCGUUUAUUUGAUAAAGAACAAUUACUGGAUGCCUGUUAUUCAGUUUAUGAAGUCAAACCAAAUAUUGGCUAGGCCUACUUUUGAACAGGGGUGUAGCCAGAACUUUUUUCAGGGGUGGCCAGGUAAGACCAAGUGAUUUCUUUGGUAUGAAAAUAGGCCUAAAAAUUGAUGUGGAAUGGAACACACAUAAAAUGGAUUUCAUGUAAUUGUACCUCAACAAACACUGGUUAAACACUGAAUCAUGUAAUGAUUGCAUUUUUGCGUGUAGCAUAAAUUCAUAGACAAGGAGUCUCCCACGCAAUCCUUCCAUAACUGGUAGAGCUCCUUAAGCCUAUAGCCGAUCAAACAGCUUAUAAUCAUCAGUAAACAUCGCAAUAAUGUUUAAAAGUUUUUAAAUAUGCAACAGCGUGUUCAUUUAUAUUUUCGUUGCAAACAAAUGCAGAUGGCUGCUCAUUUAUUUGUGCUAUCACAGGAUAUGUGAGUAAUACUGUGAGUGAGCGUGUAUAACCAUGUAGGCUAUACCCUGAUAUAUUUGAUAAUUUUGUUGCGCUGAACCUUAAGGUUUUUUUUCCAUUCCGCUGCUCAAAUUUUCCUUUGUUUUUCUAUGUAAACAUGCUCUUGAUGAACGUGUUUCACCGUUGAUCCCACGUUUCGCUCUGCAGUGUUUUUGUUUAUGCUCGUAAAGCUGCUUUGCCAAGCACGCUCUUGCAGUGUUGCAUUGUCCACUUAUUAUAGGUAUCUUUGGGAUUGUUAUUCUUUCCAUAUUAAGAGGUGAAGUGACAACUCAGCUGGAGUGUGUACAUGGCCUUUUUACCAGUGUCAUAGUUCUUUGAACGGAGAAAGGUUAGCUGUUAAUGCUGUCAAAAUGCUUGCUCAACAGGGGUGGCCAGAGGGAUGACCAAGCUUCAAUCAAGGUUGGCACUGGCCACACGUAGCUACGCCCCUGACUUUGAACGAGCUAUUUUGCUUUUAUUCCUGUGAAUUUUUUGCUUUCAUUAUGGGAAAAGCAAUGUGAAUACAUGAGUGGUUAAGCAUAGGUAAAGCAAUGUGAAUACAUGGGUGGUUUUGCUAGUAAAUGACACAUAAGUAAAGAUGUAUUUUAAAAUUAUGAGAGUAGCUGAUAGAGACUUUUCCUACUAUGGUUCUCAGUUGUUCUUGCUUCACUGGUGACCCAAAUAGUGAUCCGAUUUAACAUUUUAGUUCCUUGCAUUUUCUUUUACCUUUACAUAAUCAGAAAAUGUGGAAAGCAUUAUACCUUCCCUUAAAAGCUGAUAAGCCUAUUUAUUAUCCUAACUAUGCAUUAUCUUAAGGUUACACAAAAAAGUGAAACAACCAUGUCAUUUAUUUAAAAUGCAUUUUUAUAUGUAUCUAAUCAAUAUAACCUGUUUUGUUUUCAACGUGAUCUCAUGAGAUAACGUGUGUAUUUUUACGUAAAUUGUGGUUCUACCACACAUACAUUUACUUACGUUUUCAUACACACAAAAACGUACAACAUUGACGUAUUUAUAGCAUUAAAACGUAAAAAUACUUACGUAUUAACAGCAAAAAAAAAAACAAAAAAAACGUAAAUCAUGUAACGUAAAGUGUGAAUGUAUAUGAAUUCCCAUGUAUUAAUAUUAAAAUCGUGGCUUUAAUGAUUUAACGAUGUUUUUAGUCGAAUUUAUUUAAAAGCAGUUUACUCAUCUACUUAAUAUGAAAUAACAUUUCUGUUCGUGACUUGUGCUGCUCGUUUCGGAGGAUUACAUAAUGUUAAACAAGACUACAAUUUGAAACCUUAUGAAUAAAAUUUCUGUAAUUGUUUAACCAUUUUGUAAUAUUUAGUUUGUUUGCUGUGAGACACAGAAGGCGUUUUCUCCUAUGCAGCGACUGACAAUACAACCAUAAGAUACACCAAAGCACAACAUAAAUUCACAAAUCACAUCCAUUUUAUUUGUUCGCUGUACUCCAAAUCUUUAGAAUCCAUAUGUUUGUAAGUAACAGAUCCAAAUUCAGCCCUUUGUCCAGUGAUCUUCAUCUUCAUUCUCAGCAACAGCAACCGUCACAGUCAAAGCUCGCGCUCGUUAUGAUUCAAAUUUGAAAGUAGCGCCACCCUCGAGAAGCGUUACGACAUGGUUUACGGCACUGAUAUCGAACGCUCAUUGGUUAUCACCUGCUUCGUCACAGAUUGCGACAUGCCGUGUUUCAGUGGAUUGACAUUUGAAAUGAGUGCGCGCCUUCACGGAGGUAGCCGGAUUUAUCAUGUUUUCAUGGAUUAAUAAAUUAAAUUCUGCUCUGUACCCUAUAAAAAACUAUUACCACCAGAGAGGACUAUGACUGGAACUCAUCAUCAUUUGAACUACUUUUGGUACCACUUUUGACAUUUUCGCAAAAAAUAAAUUAUUGUGGUUACGCUUGA